Molecule: messenger RNA, 1664 nt
Organism: Effrenium voratum
Lineage: Eukaryota; Dinophyceae; Suessiales; Symbiodiniaceae
Source: the annotation of a GenBank genome assembly
AGCACCCUUGGCUCAAGACACAAGCACACCAGCCAGCGACUUUGGGCCAUGAAUCAGCCCUUGAUCGCGAGUGCGGGAGUGCCGUUCGAGCAGGGCAAAUGGAGUACAUGGAAAUGGCUUGGGCUGGCCAUCCUCACUGCGAGUUUGUGCGCCAUGAGCAUUGCUCGGACCUCAGCCAUUUUGGCACAGCCAAUGGAGCUCAAAUCCUUCAGCUCCCAUUGGCACCUUUCCAAGUUGCCUCAAGACCCACCGUCAAGGCUGAUGUUUGUCCUGGGCAUGUGGUCCCAGCCUCAUGCCAUUGAUUUGCCUACGAAGCCUGGGAAGGUGGUCCCACAGUCAAGCUCGUGGGACACUAUGCAGGGCUUUGAGCUUGCCAAGGCUGGGCCCUUUGGUUUUUCUUUGCUUCCAAAGGCUGGGCCAGGGGGCGGCUGCUUUGCCAAUAUGAGUGUAACUUGGUAUGCCAAAGGUCACUACAAAGGGCAGGGAGACUUCAUCAACGAUGCCAAGCUCAUUCUCGACUCGAAGUCUUCUUCUUUUUUGACAUCUCUUACCCUCAAGGCACAGUUUGGGUCUGGCUACAUCGAGGAGGCAGGGGAUGGACCAGUGGCUGUGCUGCCCUUGCAGGUGUAUGCAACCUGCAGGGGCUUGCAGCAGAGCCCGCGCAUUUUUCUACGGGGCGCUUUGUUUGGCAAUGGUACUGCCAACUUAGUGGGAGAUGGAGAUGCGCGGCGAAGGGACGAUGUGAUGGAUAAACUGGGCAGGUUUUUGUUGGCUCCUGUGCACGCCCGCCCACCGUUUCCGGGUGAUGCGCAGAAUCCAACGGUCGAGGACUUGGAGAAAUUACUGGCUUCGCCAAAGGCGGGGGUCACCACUCUGCUUGAAUCUUCAAUCACUCCGCAUCCUGCACAAUCAGAGAGGCCUCGGCAACGUGGAAGACAGCGUGCAUGGAGUGCCAGUGUGGAACUGCUUUCCUUGCGGCUGUCAGUAAAUGAUUUUGUGCAGAUCAUCAAUAUCGGCCAAAAAGUGUGGGACUUGCUGGUGCCUCAUUAUCAGUUUACUGGCCCGACUUUUGCCACCGGUCUUCCAAGCGGCGUGAAGACACAUGACGAUUGGGAUCAGCUGGACGGUUGGUAUGUUCAUAAGCUGUCAUUCAAGCAGACUUGGGGCGGGGAUGGCGGCAGUCUCCUGACGCACUACACGCAGAUCAGCUACGAUUGCAAAGGCAGGUAUCACGGACGAGGCGCAUACAUCGACAACUUUGAGGCUGGCAUGUUCCACCCAAGUGCUCCCCACUAUGGAACAAUUACAGGGAUGGUAAGCAUCGGAAACCCGAUCAAUGCUGGCACCGAACAGCAUCCGGUGGCAAUGCUGCCAUUAACACAACACGUGCGUGCGUCAGGUGCAUGGUUCUAUGACGACAUCAUCGUGGAAAUGCCAUUCUACGUUUAUGCUACAUGCAGGAUGGUGGUCCCAGAGGCAAGCUGCCAUGUUCAUUUUAACACGCCCGUCAGGAAACGGUGUGAACAUAAAGAAUUUUGACAUGGUUGGGUGCCGGAACGCAGGCAGUGCACAGACGGCAGAAGCCACUGUAAUUUGUCGAUCCGUGUCCAUCUGAGUCAGAUGGCAGGAACUGGUACAGUUAAGCAGCACAAGCAAAUGGAACA